Messenger RNA from Papaver somniferum (opium poppy), 1293 nucleotides. RefSeq names its product 2-dehydro-3-deoxyphosphooctonate aldolase 1. Gene Ontology annotation, cellular component: cytoplasm; cytosol. Gene Ontology annotation, biological process: monosaccharide biosynthetic process. Gene Ontology annotation, molecular function: 3-deoxy-8-phosphooctulonate synthase activity. The transcript has 13 exons. The record is from RefSeq and is a predicted model, not a curated record. The coding region runs from base 121 to 996 and encodes 291 amino acids. Lineage: Eukaryota; Viridiplantae; Streptophyta; Magnoliopsida; Ranunculales; Papaveraceae.
ACAACGGACAGUCUCUCAUCUCCAACUUCCAGUCUCCGCUCUCCUUUUUCUCUCUGUACUUAAAGUUCAGAAAAAUUCCUAACAUUCUUCACUCAAACUUCAGAAAAAACUAACGAAAACAUGGUUUCCUCAGCAGAUCUAUACAACCAACUAAAGUCCGCAGAACCCUUUUUUGUAUUAGCUGGACCAAAUGUGAUUGAAUCUGAAGAACAUAUUUUCAGAAUGGCUAAACAUAUCAAACACAUCACCGACAAAGUUGGUGUGCCGCUUGUGUUUAAAUCGAGUUUCGAUAAAGCUAAUCGAACAUCGUCUAAAUCAUUCCGUGGUCCUGGUUUAGAGGAAGGCUUGAAGAUCCUUGAAAAAGUUAAACUUGCAUAUGACUUACCAAUUGUUACUGAUGUGCAUGAGAGUUGGCAGUGUGAAGCUGUUGGAAAGGUUGCUGAUAUUAUCCAAAUUCCUGCUUUUCUAUGCCGUCAGACAGACCUUCUAGUCGCAGCUGCAAAGACUGGAAAAAUUGUCAACAUUAAGAAGGGACAAAUGUGUUCUUCUUCUGUUAUGGCAAAUUCUGCAGAGAAGGUUAGGUUGGCUGGUAAUCCGAAUGUGAUGGUUUGUGAGCGAGGCACCAUGUUUGGUUAUAAUGAUUUAAUUGUUGAUCCCCGCAACUUGGAGUGGAUGCGAGAAGCAAAUUGUCCCAUCGUGGCCGAUAUUACACAUUCAUUGCAACAACCUGCAGGGAAAAAGCUGGAGGGUGGAGGAGUUGCAAGUGGAGGUCUUCGAGAAUUAAUACCAUGUAUAGCAAGGACGUCAGUUGCUGUCGGGGUGGAUGGCAUCUUUAUGGAGGUACAUGACGAUCCCCUAAGUGCACCUGUUGAUGGUCCAACGCAGUGGCCAUUGCGUAACUUGGAGGAGCUAUUACAGGAGCUGGUGGCGAUUGCUAGGGUUAGCAAAGGAAAACAGCAGUUCAAAAUAGAUCUUACACCAUUUCGUGAAGAUUAGUCUUGAAUUCAUCGGAAAAGAUUUAGCCAGAAAAGCGUUGUAGCCACCAUUUUAGUGAUAAUGUUUUUCCACAGUUUAAACUUAUCUCUGCACCGAGAAAAGGAAAUAUUGAGGAAUGUAAUUUCUGUCUAUCCUAGCAGUUUCGUCCCCCAUAUAAGCAAUUCAUUUACAUGAACUUCCCAGUUUUGGGUUUGUUAAAGACCUUGUAAAAUUGUAAUGUCAUUCUGUUUUUUCUAUUGUAAUGUCACUCAGUCUUUAAUGUUUGGCCUUGUAAUGCAAGAUUAAUUUUUGUUUGUA